AUGGAUGCCGAAAACUUCGCGAAGCUCACGGCAAUCUUGGAUCUCCUCGACCGCUGCAAGAAGAACCUUGCCCAGGCCGUGCAGCUCGAAACGCCGGUGCAGGUGCAGCAUGCGCUUCAGUCAGGCCGCACAUUGUCCAAGAGGUCCACACGCUCGGAAGGUCUGUUGGGAUUUGGCAGUGCAAAUGAUGGCCUUGAUGAAGACAUCAAAGACUGCGUCGUCAGUCGGGGGAUGAUGCGCAUAUUCGAUAGCAGGCAAAGCACCAACAAACGCAGCUCAGAGGGCUCGGAUUGCGAAGCGCAUAGCGACUGCCUUGACUACAUGGCUGAGAAAAGCUUCGGGCCCCCAGACGUUGACUGGGAAGAUUCGACUUGGCAACCCCCAGUGCCUUCUGGAAGCUUUGAGAACUUGUCCAGUGACGACUAUGCAAACCUGCGUCCCCAGAUUUUGGGCCAGCUGUUUGACAGGAUCCUCGAUUGCCUGCAGAACGACUUCGACGAAUUAAAUGUUCACUUAAAGCAGGACGUCAUCUCACUGAGAAAGAAACUGCAAGAUGCGGUGGAGACUAAUGACGAUCAG
Molecule: messenger RNA, 579 nt
Organism: Eimeria maxima
Lineage: Eukaryota; Apicomplexa; Conoidasida; Eucoccidiorida; Eimeriidae
Exons: 5
Source: RefSeq, a predicted model, not a curated record